AUGGGCUGCACUUCCAGCAAAGCGGCGCCUGGGGCGGAGGCCAUCGUGUCGGCCUCGGUGUCGCCCCACUACGUGCCCGGCAAGCAGCUGUCGGACAACGGCAGCGACGUCAAGUCCAGCCUGACGGGAGGCAAGCCCGAGUCGCUGCCCGACACCUCCUCGGCGCCGCCGUCCGCGCCCGGCUCGGCGGGCCCCGUCAUGCUCUGCGACACGCGCGGCUUUGAGGUGGAGCGGGAGCGGGAGGGUGCAGUGAAGGCGCUGGGUCUGGUGGACACGCCUGUGGACGACCCGCGCUUCAACGCCAUCACCAAGCUCAUGGCCUCCAUCUUCCAGACGCCCGUCGCCCUCAUCACCCUCAUCACAGAGGACCGCGUGUGGUUCAAGGCAAGCCGCCAGCUGGCAGCGCCAGCUGGCAGCGCAGGCGGGGCAGCAGGAGGGAGCAGGCCGCCUGCCCGCGCGCAUGCGGCGCUGGCCCCCGGCUGCCCGCCCCUCGCUGUUCGGCUGGCGCACGGCCUGUUGAUCACCGAGGAUGGGUGGGAGGAUGCGGGGUUUGGGGGCAACCCGUAG
Molecule: messenger RNA, 567 nt
Organism: Chlorella variabilis
Lineage: Eukaryota; Viridiplantae; Chlorophyta; Trebouxiophyceae; Chlorellales; Chlorellaceae
Exons: 4
Coding region: 1-567 (188 amino acids)
Source: RefSeq, a predicted model, not a curated record